GGAGCCUGAAACCUUAGAGCACAUUUUUCAUUUGUAUGUCAUGUAAAAGAUGACACCGACACUUAGGCCGAAUUUGCAUGAUAUCUUAUAUUUUGUUGCUUGAUGAAAAAAAUUAGUUUUGGAAGUUUAGUUUUUAUUUCUGAUGUAACUGGCAGUACAUAUCUAUUUUAUGGAUGAUGUGAAAGGUAGAACAACAACAACAUAUCCCGUGUAAGCCCACAAGUGUGGAUGUGAAAGGCUAGUAAUAAAUGUAUUUUUAAAUUCAAUUCUAUGGAGUGAAGGUGAUGUAUUAUCCAAAGCCUUGUUUGAUUUGAUGAAUUUAUAACUAGGUGAAUAAUGUUAAAUGCUAUUCGAGAUGUUGUUAACAUUAAUUUACUAUUUUUUCUCCAGAGUUGUGGUGCUUUGUGUUGGUACAGAUGGUAGCCUUGAAGGCUAAUGGUGAUAUGAUUCAUGUCUGUGGUAGUCCAAUUCAUUUUGUUGGAGAAGUCAUAAUAGCUUGAGUGUUGUCAAUAACAAAAACAAUUCAAAUGGCUGCUAAGUAUGAUUGGAAAAAUAUAAGUAUUUUGUUAUAUUCGUCAACAAUGAUUCAAAUUGCCAGUUGAGACUAAGUUUAGGUGUUUAGAUGUGCACUCUCAAAGUUGGAGUGCUUACUUGCCAACUGAAGCCAAGUUUGAGUGUUUGUUUAUAUAUUAUGCCUUUGAUUAAUGCAUAUUAUGUUUCUCAGUAAAAAAGGUGAUUUUGUUAAUUGCUUUAAAUAAUUUAUAUACAAUCUUGAGACAAUUUUUUAAAAAUUGUGCAUUGUAUUGAGUGUGCCACGAUUUACGACAUAGAGACUGUUGGAAUCCUACUAAUAUUGACUCAUGAUAUACAAUGCGCCUGUACAUGGACAAAUAAAAGGAAUAAAAGGCUGCGUAUCGGACAAAUAAAAUAAAUAAAAAGGUCGUGUUUUGGACAGUGCAAUUGAAAGCCCUGCUACUUGAUUGAAAGUGAGAAACGGUGGUUACAAUUCUCCUAUUUAAGGGUUUUGAUUGCCCUCACCCUGGUGUUUCCUCUGUUCCAGAAGGAUUUAAGAGUUGUUCAGGAAGCAUACUUUGUAUACGGAGGAGAUGGAACGGGCGAAUGAAGCAUGUGAUAAGUGCAAGAAGGACUGCCUGUUGAUUCAUAGAAAGAGGGUUCCUUCUUUCUGCAAAACAAUGACUGACAAAAGUUGCUUACAAGUUCUGAUUUUACCGGCAAAGUUUGCUCGAUCAGUUUUACACCUGGCUGAUCAGGUAACGCAUGUAGAGGAUUCAAGUGGAUUGCGAUGGAGGGUAACAGUGUGUUACUAUCAGGGUUUGUUAGCUAUCCAACAGGGGUGGCCGAAAUUUGCAUCACAGCAUCGUCUGGAUGUCGGAGACCUCUUGGUUUUCCAGUAUGCUCCAGGUCAGCACUUCACUGUUCAAAUAUUUGAUACGAAUGGUUGUGAAAAGAUCAUUUUCUGCUGUGACACUGGCAAGGGUAAAAAAAGAGCAACAACCAACGUGGAAGAAACCACCCAGGUUAGAGAUGCUCAAUAUGAUCACGAAGACGGCAGGUUGUGCUUGCAUCAGUCACGUUUUGAAAUGCCAGCAAGCAAACCUCUUGCAGAAGUACUGUUGCCACUGUGUGAGGCUGGAAUCAAGGCAACUGGUAUGGUUAGUAGACCAGCAGAGGAUAUUCCACUGCUGGGUCCAAAAGAAAAAAAAUCCAAAAAAGCAUCUCAAUUGGAUUCAGGAGAGGAGGAAGCAAAUGGUAAUGAAAAAGUCAUCAAAAGUAAGCCUGCUGGUUUAGGAGACACACCAUCCUUUCCUGCAAUCAACUAUUCAUGUUUGGUGUCCGUCAAUGGUCGAGAUUUUCUGGAAUUACCAGAAUCCUGGCGAGAUUUGUUGAAAAGGCCAAUGCGAGAAAGGUGGAUUAUUUUCCUCCGAGGACCAGAUAAAAGAAUCUGGCCUACCUAUUAUACUAGUCGCUUGCCUCCCUAUUAUUCUAGCAGACCAAGUGUUGAUGUUUUGACUCGUGGAUGGAAGGACGUUGCUGCAGCUUAUGGCAUGAAUGCCAAAGAUGAUUGUCUUUUUCAACUUGCAGAUCAGCAGAACCGUAUAUUUGAUAUACGCAAAAUCUGAAAGUGCUGAAGUAAGAUUCCAAAUGAACUACUUGGAGUCUACCUUAACGUCGCUAUAAGGGAAAUGAAAAGGAACCUAUGUCAGUUUCUCAUUAAUAGUUUUGAACAACAUUUAAGCGUUGCUUUGUUGGGUCAUAUAUUUUGUACUGUCAUUUUGAAGUUGUACUCAGUAUUUUGAGACUAAUUCCUUU
This is a messenger RNA of Solanum stenotomum, 2331 nucleotides long. Its product is annotated as B3 domain-containing protein REM16-like. The record is from RefSeq and is a predicted model, not a curated record. NCBI's taxonomy places the organism in Eukaryota, Viridiplantae, Streptophyta, Magnoliopsida, Solanales, Solanaceae. Gene Ontology annotation, molecular function: DNA binding. The transcript has 5 exons. The coding region runs from base 1107 to 2141 and encodes 344 amino acids.